AUGAAGCUGAACACACCUGAGAGAUGUCAGACAGGUGAGUUUCAGCCAGACACACGGAGCUCGGCAUUACCCCACUGUUAUUACAGGUGAAGGAAAACAAGAAGAGUGAUGGGUCAGGGUCACAGCUCCGCCUCCCCUCAGGUGAUCCUGAUGGGUUUGGACUCUGCUGGGAAGUCGACUCUGUUAGCCCGCCUCCUGACAGGACAGGUGAUGGAGACGUCUCCGACCAUUGGGUUCAAUGUGGGAUCUGUGGACCUCGACAAGAAGACGUCUCUGACUGUGUGGGACAUUGGAGGACAGAAGAACAUGAGGGCCAACUGGAGGUACUACCUGGACGACUCUAAGGCUCUGGUGUUCAUGGUGGACAGCAGCGACCGGUCCCGGCUGCCGGAGGCUCAGAAGGUUCUGAAGAAGGUUCUGAAUGACGAGAAGCUCCGAGGAGUUCCUCUCAUGGUUCUCGCCAAUAAGAAGGAUCUGCCCCACUCCAUGACCAUCAGAGAGAUCUCCAAUCAGUUGGACCUUCCCAGUUACGUAGACCGGCUGUGGGAGAUUCAGGCCUGCAGUGCUCUGAAAGGACUCGGCCUCCAACAGGCCUUCAUGUCCGUCAACAAACUCAUCAAGAAGAGCUGAGAGGAGGAGGAGGAUGAGGAGGAGGAGGAGGAGGAGGAGCGUAGAGAGAGUGGAUAAAGAGAGAAAUGAUGUGACGGAAACUAGUAAAUGUUAAUGUCUCUACAUUUAUUAUUUAUAAUAAUUAUCUGUUGUUUGCUGUAAGGAUGUAACGACUGAUCAAUAAUCAGACUGUAGGGACCGAUUAUUAAAGUCUCAUAUCAGUGAUCUA
Epinephelus fuscoguttatus (brown-marbled grouper) is the source of this 838-nucleotide messenger RNA. RefSeq names its product ADP-ribosylation factor-like 11 (gene arl11). Gene Ontology annotation, molecular function: GTPase activity; GTP binding. The transcript is spliced from 5 exons. Bases 109 to 630 code for a protein of 173 amino acids. The record is from RefSeq and is a predicted model, not a curated record. Gene Ontology annotation, biological process: vesicle-mediated transport; intracellular protein transport. NCBI's taxonomy places the organism in Eukaryota, Metazoa, Chordata, Actinopteri, Perciformes, Serranidae. Gene Ontology annotation, cellular component: cytoplasm.